Varanus komodoensis (Komodo dragon) is the source of this 1730-nucleotide messenger RNA. It is a transcript of the gene SCNM1, whose product is annotated as sodium channel modifier 1. The transcript is spliced from 8 exons. Gene Ontology annotation, cellular component: nucleus. Lineage: Eukaryota; Metazoa; Chordata; Lepidosauria; Squamata; Varanidae. Gene Ontology annotation, biological process: RNA splicing. The coding region runs from base 135 to 959 and encodes 274 amino acids. The record is from RefSeq and is a predicted model, not a curated record.
GAGGAGGAGGAAGAGGAAGAGCUGGGAGCCCGGCGCCCGCUGGCACUUGGUCGUGCGAAGGGGCCGCGUUCAGGGGAGCAGCCUGCGUGGGCGGUGUGGGGAGAUGAGCAGGGGGCCGCUUGCUGUCGGGGGCCAUGUCUUUCAAGAGGGAGGGAGACGAUCCCAGCCAACUCAAUGUACUCAAGAAAAGGAGAGUUGCGGACCUUCUGGCAAAUUAUAUCCCUGAAGAUGAAGCCAUUCUGCUGAGGGACGGCAGAUAUGCCUGCACCGUGUGCUUCCACAGGCCAGUGUUUGACACUCUUGACAUGCUCACAGUCCACCGCUCAGGGAAGAAGCACCUAGCCAGUUUACAGAAGUUCUAUGGGAAGAAGCGUUCCCUUGAGAACGAAGUUCAGAAACGGCACCACCAGGCGUACCUCCAGGCAGAGGAAGCUGGCGCACAGGUGACCCCAGGGCCUGCUCCUUUGUUGGUGCAAACGAAGAAAAUUGCACAGAGUGCAUUGCUCAAAACCGCUCCCUAUAACAGCUGCUGUCAGCGGAGCAGGGAGGCCAAGGGCAGCACCGAUCCCAGUCCGGCGAGGACGCCCUCUGGCUUCAGAGACGCUGAGGAAGCGGCGCUGUCAGAACCAUGGAAUUCCGCGCCGGUGGGUGAAGAUCGAGCCGUCGGGGUGGAAAGCGCUCAUCCUGCCAGCUUGCCCAGGCCUACGGAUGUAAAAGCAGAAUCCCAGGAAGAAUCCGCUCUAGGGAAGAAGCAGCGCCGUAAAAGGAAAGCCCCUCCGGGCGCAGCAACCCCUUCCGGGCCUGAUCAUCUCACCCCAGAGAAGCGGCAGGCUCUGGAACACUACCUGAGGCUGAAAAGCUCUGGCUGGGUCCAAGACGGCUCUGGCAAGUGGGUUAAGGACGAGAAUGUGGAAUUUGACUCAGACGAAGAAGAGCCUCCGGCGCUGACGCUUUCUUGACCCCACGGCUGGUUCCUUCCUGAGGCGGCGGCCUUGAGAAGCUCCGCAGACGGUGCUCCGUGCCCGUGCGUCAUCAGCUGGGCACAAGAUGCCCAAGAGCUAAAGAGCCACGAUUGUGUCGCAGAGUCAGGGCGGUUAAUAUGUAGGAAGAUGCGCUGGGUGUGCCGGUUUCAUGGCCACAUGCUGCUUCCGGCUGCAUCUCUGGGGUGUGGCAGGGACUGGGGGAGACCCCCAGGUCUGUUCUGGGAGCACAGAAAUGGGAACUGAAGGAGGGGGGCGAGGCAGCGUGGGCUCAAGCCGUGGGUCUGAGCUGGGCCUCCCGAGGUGGGGAAUGCAGCCACGGAGCUGUCGUUCCUUGCUUUCCCUGCGGAAGAUGCGAGUUCCAUCUUCGGGUGCAUCUAGGGAAGACCGCCGUCUGAAGUUCUUCUCAUACCAGCCUGCCAGUGUCUUAAGAUCUUCUGUUGAGUCCCACCUCGAAAUCUCCUCUCCAGCAGACGAGCCGGAGGCGCAGGGGUGCUCUGCAGUGCUUCCUGCUUGCAUUGGUGCAGCCGAGUCCCUGGGAGUGAGUUGGAGGGGGAGAAAGAUCUGUUUAUUUGAUGCGUUGGGUUCUGCUACAGGUACGGGUCGUUUUGAUUAUACAGUAUUUAUCCAUUUGGGUAAAUUCAAGCUAUCCUGGUAUCCUUGAGGUGGACUGUACUUCGGAAAUAUUUUCAUUUAUAAAAAACCUUGCAGAACGGCUGUGGCGCCACAUAAUAAACUGCACUAGCAGCA